Messenger RNA from Volvox carteri f. nagariensis, 576 nucleotides. RefSeq lists its product as uncharacterized. The transcript is spliced from 4 exons. The annotation marks the transcript as partial. The record is from RefSeq and is a predicted model, not a curated record. Lineage: Eukaryota; Viridiplantae; Chlorophyta; Chlorophyceae; Chlamydomonadales; Volvocaceae.
AUGGGGAGGCGGAAAAAGAAGCAUACAGCUUUUGUGGUUGGCGAGUCGCAGGAGUUCCCUGCAAUGGCAGAGCAGGGGUUCGAAACCGCCUAUGUGCAAAUAGGCGGCGUGCGGAUCACCAAUCACGGCCUCAGCCGGUCCCACGGCGCUCGCGGCAAGUCGCCGCAUCAGAAACCGUGGCGGUCUCUGUCCCAACAUCAACCGCGGCUGCGGGCCCCCCGGCGCGCUGAUGCAGACAGCGACGGUGACGACGACGGUGAUGGCGGCGACGGCUGCAGCAGCGACGUGCUGGAAGAGGAUUUGCAGGACUACCUGGAAAAUGUACUGGGCGCCGCCGAUAUCGGCAGUAGCAAGCGGAGCGGCGCCGGUCGGCACCCCCCCUGGAGUUUGGGCUUUCCCGUCGGUGGUCCGAGAGACUUUGAGGAAUCCUCCGCAGCGGAGUUCCGAGUGCCGGUGGGUUUAGGCCGACGGCGAGCUCUUGCUGGGAUACAUGCAGGCGGCAGUGAUGGUGAUGACGGCGACGAGGAUGGUGGCGCGGAGGAGGAGGAGGAGGGGGAAGGGGAGGGGGACAAAGUG